GAAUGUUUCAUUCAUAUGCAAAGUGGCUAAUAUAAAGCCCUCACUCUAGCCUCACAUCGCUAAACUAUCAGCCCCGUUUGGUUUGUACACAAAGCACAAUAGAGAAGACCCAAUAUUGCGUCUUUCCUCAGCUUUAUUUCCCGGAGCGAGCGGUUCCGGACGGCGGAGCACCCGGUUCACAAUGGCCCCCGCGGCCAGACUCAGAAACGACUUCGGUGGUGUGGAGGACGACGCAUAUUAUGCCGCUAAAGGUGACAGAAAGACUCGAAAACCAAUAGUGGAGAAAAAGAGGCGAGCGCGCAUUAAUGAAAGCCUGCAGGAUCUCAGGACUCUGCUCACAGAUAGUGAUUUGCAGACAAAGAUAGAGAACGCAGAGGUGCUUGAACUAACAGUGAGACGAGUUGAGAACAUACUACAGAACCGCUCUCAGGAGGCUGAAGCUGUGAAUCAGGAGGCCAGCGAGAGAUUCGCAGCGGGUUAUAUCCAGUGCAUGCAUGAGGUGCACACCUUCGUGUCCACGUGUCCCGGGAUCGACUCCAAGCUGACCUCAGAGCUGCUCAACCACCUGCUGGAGUGCAUGCCCUUAAACGAGGAGCACCUUCAGGAGAUGAUCCUGGACCUCAUCUCAGAGCCGUCCUCCUCCAGCGGGGAGUGUGUGUCCGACCUGUCCUCAGCACUGUCCCCGUCCCCGUCCAGUGAGGACCUGUGCUCCGACCUGGAGGAGAGCGAGAGCGAAGCAAGCUCGGCCAACUCCUCCAGCAUCACACACUCCGAGGUCGUGUGGAGGCCGUGGUAGAAAGAUCACAAAUCUUCCUUCUUCAGAAUACACUUAAUCCUGUAUUGGAGCAUAUGCUGGGAUUCUUUUGUCAUGAUUCAGAUUCUCAUGAGGAAAUGGCUAGAGCUUUAGGAUUUAUAUACGCACAUAAGCAGGAUAUGACAUCAUCUUACGGAAGAGUAUGGAAUUUGACGGACUUUGACAUAUUUCCGGAUGCUUUUCUUCAGUUUCUCUUCAGAAACAAGAUGACUAUAAAAGCUUAUUUAGAAGUGAAUUUUAGAUUGAAUUGCCUUAAAAAAGUGAACCGUAAUGACUUAUAUAGAGUUUUAGUGGGGAGAAAGAUUUGUUUUGUGCCUUUGUAACCUAUAGUUAAAAAACACUAAAAGUCACAUUGAGAGACCGAGUAGAUUAAGUGUAGUAGUUAUAAAGUAUGUUUUUAAUAUUGUGUACUUUAGGGAUUAAAAAUAUUAAUAAAAUAUAUAAUUUAAUUGUACUAUAAGUGUCAUAGUAUCA
Rhinichthys klamathensis goyatoka is the source of this 1288-nucleotide messenger RNA. RefSeq names its product hairy-related 13 (gene her13). Gene Ontology annotation, molecular function: DNA-binding transcription factor activity, RNA polymerase II-specific; RNA polymerase II cis-regulatory region sequence-specific DNA binding; protein dimerization activity. The record is from RefSeq and is a predicted model, not a curated record. Gene Ontology annotation, cellular component: nucleus. NCBI's taxonomy places the organism in Eukaryota, Metazoa, Chordata, Actinopteri, Cypriniformes, Leuciscidae. Gene Ontology annotation, biological process: regulation of neurogenesis; regulation of transcription by RNA polymerase II; anterior/posterior pattern specification. The transcript is spliced from 4 exons. The coding region runs from base 182 to 796 and encodes 204 amino acids.